ACGCUCUGAGUCGUUUUUUCAAUGUAUUCCGUACUACUCACUUUCACUUCAAAAAAAUUAAAAAGGAAAAAAAAUCGGUUGAUUAUCUCCGGUGAGUUCAAGCCGGGAAGUCUUACCGGCGAUCUCUCCGGAAAAGGUGUUUUGGAGGGUGAAAGAAGCUUGGUUUUUGAUUGAGUGAAGACGAGUCUGAUUGUAAGGUUGGCGAGAAUGUUGCUUUUCGUUGUUUCAGCAUCAUCAUUGUGCACAAGCUUCUACAAGGAAACAGCAAAAUCUGUAUGGUUAAUAACUCAUUUCAAUGAGUGACACCGUCUUCAUCUUGGGCUCCUAGUCUAAUAUGGGUUACACUUGCAGUUGUAUAAGUUUUCAACAAAUUGCAGAUAUCUGGCAAUAUUAGGUCCAUCUAGGGAGAAAUAAAAGGCAAGUUUUUGAACGUUACGAAGUUGAAUAGGCUAGCUAUAGCAGUAAAAGGCUAGCUAUAGCUGUAAAAGGCAAGUUUAGCUGUCCUUUGCAAGUUUGCGCGCAUCUUUAGGCAACUCUUCGAAGAUUUUAAUUGGCAUGAUACGAUUGCAGAGAAACUUCUCUGUUGAGCUAAGCUAAUUUGUUUAUAAUUAGCCUCAUUAUAUGCAUACCUGUACAAUGAGCUAUCUUGAAAGUCUUACCGUCAACGUCUAAGGGUGGAAAUGUUUCAGAGGAUUCUUUUUCUGAGCUUUCAUUAAGAUAUGAAAGAAACUGGAAAUUUUAUCAUUCCUGCUUAGAAGAGCUCGCCAAUUGGAUUUGAAUUUUGUUCGUACAAGUAAAAGUCUUUCCAGCAAAAGAGUUUAUGGAUUCCGAGAGAUGGUUCAUUUCUAUCUAACGGAGAGAUGGGUUAUGAUGAUUCUUCAAAAUCUGAAGCAAAGCGGGGUCAUCAAUGGUUUAUGGAUGCCGCUGCAUCAGAAUUGUUCAGCAACAAGAAGCAAGCAAUAGAAUCCUUUAACAGCCAACCAGUUUCAGGAAUUGCAGACGUCAGUGUUUCUCCUUGGCAAAAUGCUUCGUGUUUUCAGUCGGUUUCUGGCCCAUUUGGUGACCACCUAUUUGGAUCUGAGUCCAUACGAACAGUCAACUUGGUUGAUAGGAACAUUUCUUCUGUUGACACUGGAAAUUUGAAUAUGGGAAGAAAGGAUUUUGAGGAUCAAUAUGGUAAUGGUUCAUCUGCGGCUUUGUCUAUGUCCCAUACCAUUGAAGAUGCCUCUUCAUGUCUCAGUUUUGGUGGAUUAAGGAAAGUUAAGGUCAAUCAAGUUAGGGAUUCCAACAACGACAUGCCAACAUUAAUGGGGCACCCGUAUGGCGGAGGAUUUAAUAGCACUAUUUCAAUGUCUACUGUUUUCGGUAAAAAUGGUAAUGCUAUAUUGCUGGGCCCAACGUAUCGAAGUGAGGAUGAAAGUACCGGACCAAUGGGUUCAACAUUCAGUAAGACAGAUGGCAAUUUUAUUUCAAUUGGUCACACCUUUGACAAGAGAGCUAAUGACUUUAUACCUGUGGGCCACAAUUACAAGGGAAAUGAGAGUAUCUUAUCAAUGGGUCAGCCUUUUGACAAGGAGGAUGGCAAUUUUAUUUCAAUCGGUCAGUCAUUCGAGAAGGGAGAUGCCAACUUAAUUUCAUUAAGCCCUUUUUAUGGUAAGGGACAAGAAAGUUUCAUUUCAAUGGCCCCUGCAUAUAGUAAACCGAAUGAGAGUUUGAUUUCAAUGGCAUCCUCUUUUGAUAAGGAAGGUGAUAAUAUCAUACCAGUGGGACCUUCCUAUCAUAAGGCAGACUGUAACAUCACAGCCAUGGCUCCUAGGCAAGACAAAGGAGAGUCUAAUAUUCUAUCUAUGCAUCAUAACUACAAGAAGGGUGAAAGCAAUACAAUAUCUUUUGGGGGCUUCCAUGAUGAAUCCAGGGCAAAUUGCUCAGGUAGUAUUAUUAGUGGUUAUGACUUAUUGAUGAGUAAUCAGAAUUCAGCACAAGCUUCGGAAGUGCCCUGCCAGCAAGUUUUGGGUGAGUCAAAUCCAGAUUCAAAUGUAAAUGGUGCCCCCCAAAAUAGUUCUACAACUGAUACGAACCCGAAGCAUAAAGAAUCAAAGACUUCUAAAAAGGUUUCUCCCAACAAUUUCCCUUCCAAUGUCAAAAGCCUGUUAUCAACUGGUAUGCUUGAUGGAGUUGUUGUGAAGUAUGUUUCUUGGUCACGCGAGAAAAGCCUUAAAGGAUAUAUACAAGGGACUGGAUAUAUGUGUGGCUGCAAAGACUGCAAGUUUGAAAAAGCUCUUAAUGCAUAUGAGUUUGAGCGCCAUGCUAAUUGCAAGACCAAACACCCAAACAAUCAUAUUUACUUUGAGAGUGGGAAGACCAUCUAUGCUGUUGUUCAGGAGCUCAAGAACACUCCACAAGAGUUGCUUUUUGAUGCAAUUCAAACUGUGACAGGUUCUCAAAUCAACCAGAAGAACUUUCGCAUCUGGAAAGCAUCAUAUCAAGCUGCCACCCGUGAACUUCAGCGUAUAUAUGGAAAGGAUGAUGCUGCUGUGUCAUCUUGAGAUGAAGACUCAGCCUUUCAAAUCUUGUUGUGAGGUGGGUCAGAUCUGUGCACUGCAGCUUGUAUUUUUGUACUAAACUAUAGACUUGUUUUGGGAUUUCAAUAAUUUAUGCAGAUGAAUGCUUUAGAUAUCUUGGCUUUCCAAUUUUUUCUAAAUGAGACCUUUAUUGAUUUUGAUUA
Messenger RNA from Gossypium raimondii (Peruvian cotton), 2725 nucleotides. RefSeq lists its product as uncharacterized. Lineage: Eukaryota; Viridiplantae; Streptophyta; Magnoliopsida; Malvales; Malvaceae. The record is from RefSeq and is a predicted model, not a curated record. The transcript has 7 exons. Bases 861 to 2546 code for a protein of 561 amino acids.